ACAAGGCACAGCAUCCAUCCUCACGCGCUCACACGCUGCGUGAUCCCCAUCACAAACCGAGAGCUUUGCUGAGCCGAUGGAGUAGUAGUAUAGUAGUAGUGGGAGUGCUCACGGCUUCCUUUUCGCCCCUUUCUCCUCCUUUUUUUCUUCCAUGGAUUCGCCUUUUCUCUGGAAUAUUGCUUCAUCAAAUCGCGAGUGAGCUGCCGUGAAUCCUGAGAGGAGAAGUCUCCCGACAGGAGACAAGAUGGCGUCCAACAACACCCUGCGCAGCUACUCCAUCAUCCCAUGUUUCAUCUUUGUAGAGCUCGUCAUCAUGUCCGGCACGGUGUUGUUGGCCUACUACAUGGAGUGCACGGACCUGUUCAGCGUGCAUGUGCAGGGGUUCUUCUGCAAUGAUGCUGAGCUGAUGAAGCCGUACCCUGGCACGGAGGAGUCCAGCUUUGUCCCCCCUCUCAUCCUGUACUGCGUUGUUGCUGCUGCUCCCACUGCUAUAAUUUUUAUAGGAGAGGUGUCUAUGUACGUGAUGAAAUCGACGAGAGAAGCUCUCUUGGCCCAGGAGAAAACCAUUGUGACAGGAGACUGCUGUUACCUCAACCCCCUUAUCCGGCGCAUCAUACGCUUCAUAGGUGUGUUUGCAUUCGGUCUGUUUGCCACAGACAUCUUCGUCAAUGCGGGCCAGGUGGUGACAGGAGGUCUUUCGCCCUACUUCCUGUCUGUCUGCAAGCCCAACUAUACUGGCACAGAGUGCCGUUUCAAUCACCAGUUUAUCAUCAACGGCAACAUCUGCACCGGGAACCCGGUUGUAGUGGAGAACGCUCGUCGGUCGUUCCCAUCCAAGGACGCUUCACUGAGUGUUUACUCUGCAGUUUACCUGACGAUGUACAUCACCAGCACCAUCAAGACCAAGUCCAGCCGCCUGGCCAAGCCUGUGCUCUGUCUGGGCACGCUCUGUUCGGCCUUCCUCACUGGCCUCAACCGAGUCUCAGAAUACCGAAACCACUGUUCAGAUGUAGUGGCCGGAUUUAUACUGGGAUCGGCCGUUGCUCUUUUUCUGGGUAUAUGUGUUGUAAACAACUUCAAAGGCGUCCACAGUGCAGCAGCUAAACAGAAAACUGAAGACUACCGUGGUCUGCCUCUGAUGACUUUCCCCCGUGUAGAGAGCCCUCUGGAGACCCUCAGCGCACAGCAGUGACACAUGUUCAGAAGGCCAUAUAGGCAUGAUAUUUUGCACGACACCCCUUGUCCUUACAAAACACUCACACAGACCCCUCACACAGGGCACUCCUGAUACUGUCUGACAAUGAUUUCCUCUACCUCUUCAUUUCCACUCUUUUCCCUCUCCUUUAUCCUUUUACUUUCUUCCUUAUUUUUCAAUCCUCACACCUUUCUCAAUCUCUCCCUCCUCCCACAUCCAUUUUCAGAACCACUCAGCAUCGAUGACGGAGGUCACAUGACUAAGGGGGCAGCACCGGGUCACGUUUGCGUCUCCACAGCACUUCCAGACACAAUGACGAGGACGCAUGUCACGUGGUUCCGAAUGCUUAACAAAAAACACAACUAAUAUAUCUGUUUAAUUCACCUGGGGGACAAAAUACACCAUGUUUCUAAUGGUUCUCUUUAGUUGGGCUAUGCUCAGUUCAACCUGCCAAGGCACACCUAUCGCACCACUGGCAAAAAUAUCACAAGGCAACUUAAGCACAGAUUGUUUCUCCAGAUAGUUGAAACCAUUUAAAACAUGGGACGUUUUUUUUUCCCUCUGUGGUGCGCUGUUUGUAGUUAGAGGACAGUGUUUUGUACAUUUUGUAUGAGCGAGUGCUGUAGCCUAUCCUGACGAUGUUAAACCUGCGCACUUCCUGUCAGCUGACUCACUCUGUUUGACAUCACAUCCUGUCAGGUGACUUGCCUCGUCGAUCACCACAUCUAUUCCCCCUCUCAGUCUAAACAAUCUGCUAUGGAUAAAAUAUCGAUGUUGUUGUUCUGUGAUGUUUGUCAUUUGUACAGAAAAAAAGACAGAAUCCUUCUUUUUAUUAUCUCUCUGUACAUUAACUGACCGUGUCAGGUCACAUUUUGUAAAGAUUUUUGUCAAUCUGUAUGAUUAUUAUGAUCCAUUUGGACCUGUUUGCCUGCUGUGUAAACCUGGAUAUGUUUUGGUAUCAGUUUAGGUGUUUUGGGGAAUGAACCCUCUCCCCUUUGGAGGAAACGACAAGGAAGAGUCAGUGACAUCCUCCGAGUCAGAAAAUGGGGUCUUGGCAAUUGUGGCGCCAUGCUAUCAGCCACAAUGAAAAUGAAAUAUGAUAGGUUGAAAUUCGCACUAUAAGUGUGUUUCACCCCAAUUUCCUGAUUCACUGUGAUGUUAAUAGGAUUUUUUUCUACAGAGAGGUCCAGUGGGGCUAGCCUAUGCCAAAUCUACCUGAAGAUGUCACUGGUGUGGCAGUACAAUUAAAUUUAAACUGAAAUCCCAAUGGAAGAUAUCCUUAUAAAACUGACAGAAAA
Molecule: messenger RNA, 2493 nt
Organism: Plectropomus leopardus (leopard coralgrouper)
Lineage: Eukaryota; Metazoa; Chordata; Actinopteri; Perciformes; Serranidae
Gene: plppr1
Product: phospholipid phosphatase related 1
Biological process (GO): phospholipid metabolic process; signal transduction; phospholipid dephosphorylation
Cellular component (GO): plasma membrane
Molecular function (GO): phosphatidate phosphatase activity
Source: RefSeq, a predicted model, not a curated record